UCAACUGGUACUACUUUUCUUGAGACAAGAAAAAAUGGCCAGAAAUAAAUUGCUAAUACUUUUACUGCUCUGUUUGAUAAGCACCAGCUUCUCGAAGCCAACAUGUGACGAUGACGACGAUGACUGCAAUGACUGCAACAACGGAGGGGGGAAUAACGGAGGUGGGGACAACGGAGGCGAUAAUGGAGGCGGAAACAACGGUGGCAAUAACGGAGGCGGUAACAACGGUGGCAAUAACGGAGGAGGGAAUAAUGGAGGUGGAAACAAUGGAGGAGGGAAUAAUGGAGGUGGAAACAACGGAGGAGGGAAUAACGGAGGAAACAAUGGGGGUAAUAACGGAGGAAACAACGGUGGUGGGAAUAACGGAGGCGGAAACAACGGAGGUAAUAAUGGAGGUGGGAAUAACGGCGGUGGGAACAAUGGUGGCGAUAAUGGUGGUAACUGUGGCAAUAAUGGCGGUAACAACGGAGGCAAUAAUGGAAAUAAUGGAGGUAACAAUGGAGGAAAUAACGGAGGUAACAACGGGGGCAACAAUGGAGGCAAUAAUGGUGGGAACAACGGAAAUAACGGGGGAAAUAAUGGCGGAAACAACGGAGGGAACAAUGGCGGAAAUAACGGAGGUAAUAAUGGAGGAAACAACGGAAACAACGGGGGAAAUAACGGCGGAAACAACGGUAACAACGGUGGUAACUGCAAUAACGGCGGCAAUAAUGGCAACAACGGUGGCAAAUGCGACAAGAAGGGCAAAUGCAAUGGAAGCGGCGGAGGCGGCGGGGGUGGUGGAGGGAACGGGGGCAGCGGGGGCACCGGAGGGGGCGGUGGUGGCGCGCCCGGGGCGAUACCCUCUGGCCUUCUGUCGGGGUUGGGGGUUGUACUUAAGAAUGCUCUCGGCUAAACAGCUGAGUGCUUUGUUACGAGAAAGCU
Ostrinia furnacalis (Asian corn borer) is the source of this 924-nucleotide messenger RNA. Its product is annotated as circumsporozoite protein-like. The record is from RefSeq and is a predicted model, not a curated record. The transcript has 2 exons. The coding region runs from base 35 to 895 and encodes 286 amino acids. Lineage: Eukaryota; Metazoa; Arthropoda; Insecta; Lepidoptera; Crambidae.